AAGAAUAAUAAAGCGCUUAUCGUCAGGCCUUCACGCUGGUUUCAAGUCGAGCCAUAAUAUGAGCCUGUGUUCCCUUUCAAUUCCUUAUCCUCUCAUGACCUAACCUUCCAUCCUUUCUUCUCUAUCCAGAUUUUCUAUCGCGUUUCCUAAUCUCGUACAUAUACCUACCUACACUAUAUACCCCUUCCAUUUAGCGAUAUCAACAUGAAGCUCCCCAACCUCACACCAGCUCUCCUCCUCCUCCCCUCCAUCCCCGGCGCGUAUUGCUGGGGAGCUCUCGGGCACCAAACCGUCGCCUACAUCGCGACUAAUUUCGUACAAGCCGACACCCAAACCUUCUUCCAAGGGAUCUUGAAUAACAAGACGAGUUCGUACCUGGCCGGCGUCGCUUCAUGGGCUGAUUCCUUCCGCUACACCAGUGCUGGGCGGUUCUCGGCGCCGUUUCAUUAUAUCGAUGCUGAAGAUAACCCGCCGGCUUCCUGUGGGGUUAGAUAUGCGAGGGAUUGUGGGGAGGCGGGGUGCAUAGUUGCGGCGAUUCAAAAUUAUACGACACAACUCCUGGAUCCGUCAUUGGAUGCAGCGUCUUUAAAAAUGGCUGCUAAGUUUAUCAUUCACUUCGUGGGAGAUAUUCACCAGCCUCUUCAUGUUGAGAACCUUAAUAUGGGCGGGAACGGCAUCCACGUAAACUUCAGCGGGACACCCACCAACCUUCACCACGUGUGGGAUACAGCCAUUCCCGAAAAGCUCAUUGGCGGAUAUUCCCUAGCUGAUGCAUAUAAAUGGGCAGAUACGCUCAGCACGUCCAUCCGGUCAGGAGCCUAUAAACCUCUUGCGAGUGAGUGGCUAAAGGGGCUUGAUCUGAGUGAUCCCGUAGCGACGUCGUUGGCUUGGGCCGAGGAAUCGAACGCCUAUGUUUGCACGACCGUCCUGCCCAAUGGAGUUGCUGGGGUACAGAGCCAGGAACUGAGCGGUGCUUAUUACGAGACGGCUGCUCCUGUUAUCCAGUUGCAGAUUGCGAGAGCUGGGUACAGGCUUGCGCGUUGGUUGGACUUGAUAGCGGCGGGCGUUAAAACGGAUCUGUAAUUUUGGAAAUAUACAGGGGCUGUUUUUGAAAAGAGGGUCUCUUGGACUUUUGGUUGUCUUUAUUUUCCACAACUACAGCAGACUUAGAAUUGCAUGUGCCUCAUCUAAAAAUCCCAAAGACCCUCUAUCUUUCGACC
This is a messenger RNA of Amorphotheca resinae ATCC 22711, 1220 nucleotides long. RefSeq lists its product as hypothetical. Gene Ontology annotation, molecular function: nucleic acid binding; endonuclease activity. Lineage: Eukaryota; Fungi; Ascomycota; Leotiomycetes; Helotiales; Amorphothecaceae. The coding region runs from base 205 to 1083 and encodes 292 amino acids. The transcript has 5 exons. The record is from RefSeq and is a predicted model, not a curated record. Gene Ontology annotation, biological process: DNA catabolic process.